AAGAAAUUCAAAAAAAAAAAAAAAAAAAAACAGAAGAUUAGUUUAGUUUUAUUACCAAAAACAAAACAUAAACAAAGGAAGGAUCUUUAGUCUGUACGUACUCUAGCCAUCCACAUAAAACUCCUAAAAAAAAAAAAAUCCCAAAGUCUUUUUCUAAUCCUCCAAUGGCUACUCUCUCUGCAUUCUCUUCUCCAGCUUCAUGGUCUAAUUCCGGUUUUCCCUCGAACGCAGACCAAUCCGACACCACCAUCGACUCCGACUCUUCGCUUCCACUCGAUCACAACCAACAACAAGAAGAAAACGACGCCGUAUUCUUCUCCAACUCUAGUACUAGUCCCAACGCCAACAACCCCUUAUCCCCUCCUCCGCAGUUUCCGGUGUCGGUUCUCCACCUUACCUUCAACCAAGACCAGGUCUGCUUCGUUGCCGGCACCGACUAUGGCCUUCGUGUCUACAACUGCGACCCAUUCUGCGAGCGCUUUCGCCGCGACUUCGACCGCAGAGGUGGAAUCGGAGUCGCCGAGAUGCUAUUCCAGUGUAAUCUAUUCGCCGUGGUCGGCGGUGGGCCGGACCCGCAGUACCCUCCGAAUAAGGUCAUGAUUUGGGAUGACCAUCAGAGCCGUUUCAUCGGUGAGCUAACUAUGCGCUCUGUGGUUCGGGCUCUGCGUCUCCGCGGGGACUGUAUCGUCGUCGUUUUGGAACACAAAGUGUGGGUUUACAAUUUCGAGAACUUGAAGGUGUUGCAGGAGAUCGAGACUAUUGCUAACCCUAAAGGGCUUUGUGCGGUGUCGUAUUUGUCCGGGUCGAUGGUGCUGGUAUGUCCUGGGUUGCUGAAGGGGCAAGUCAGGGUUGAGCAUUGUUCGGCAAAUAGGACCAAAUUCAUAAUGGCUCAUGAUUCGAGGAUUGCUUGCUUAGCUCUUACAUCUGACGGACAGUUGCUCGCCACGGCCAGCUCCAAGGGAACUCUGAUUCGGGUUUUCAACACAGUUGAUGGGACUCCGCUUCGAGAGGUAAGGAGAGGUGCAGACCGAGCAGAGAUUCAUAGUUUGGCAUUUUCCUCAACUGCGCAGUGGCUAGCAGUGUCGAGUGACAAGGGCACUGUCCAUAUUUUUAGUGUUAAGGCUAAUGCUGAGUCCUCUGAGAAUGCAAAAUCACAAAGUCCAUCCAGUUAUAAACUUGCUACCACAUCAUCAAGCUCAUCUCUUUCUUUCUUUAGAGGGGUACUGCCGAAGUAUUUCAACUCAGAGUGGUCAGUGGCUCAGUUCCGCUUGGUUGAGGGUUCUCAGUAUAUUGUUGCUUUCGGUCACCAGAAGAAUACGGUUAUAAUUCUUGGCAUGGAUGGAAGGUAAGAUCACAACAUCUUUCGCCGAUGCCAGUUUGACCCUGUGAAUGGAGGAGAGAUGAUUCAACUGGAAUAUCACAACUUUCUAAAGCCAGAAGAAGCAUUAUAAAAUGAUUACUGCAAAUUUUUAUUUGGUGUUUAUAUAUAGUUUUUUGCCCUUUGGAAUUGCUACUUAUCUUUACCCGGCCUUCAGGCUAGAAUGUUGGCGCAUUAGUAUCUGUAUAUAUGUAUAGUUUCUAAUAGAUACCAAGUAGAAAAACUUGACGAAGAUAAACUAACAUAUAUCUAGGGCAAGAAGGAAGAGAGAAGUUGUCUGAAAGUCUGAAUAUACUUCUUAAUGUAAAAAGCAAAAGUACGUUAUCGUAUACAAUGAUGGCUUUGAUAUUGAAA
Molecule: messenger RNA, 1732 nt
Organism: Ziziphus jujuba (common jujube)
Lineage: Eukaryota; Viridiplantae; Streptophyta; Magnoliopsida; Rosales; Rhamnaceae
Product: autophagy-related protein 18a
Exons: 4
Coding region: 165-1349 (394 amino acids)
Biological process (GO): protein lipidation; protein localization to phagophore assembly site; nucleophagy
Cellular component (GO): cytosol; extrinsic component of membrane; phagophore assembly site membrane
Molecular function (GO): protein binding; phosphatidylinositol-3-phosphate binding; phosphatidylinositol-3,5-bisphosphate binding
Source: RefSeq, a predicted model, not a curated record